Molecule: messenger RNA, 948 nt
Organism: Castor canadensis (American beaver)
Lineage: Eukaryota; Metazoa; Chordata; Mammalia; Rodentia; Castoridae
Product: olfactory receptor 9S13-like
Biological process (GO): G protein-coupled receptor signaling pathway
Cellular component (GO): membrane
Molecular function (GO): olfactory receptor activity; G protein-coupled receptor activity
Source: RefSeq, a predicted model, not a curated record
AUGAGGAGAGAGCUGAAUAGGAAUUCCUCAGAGGUGACCGAUUUCAUUCUGCUGGGGUUUAGAACCUCUCCAAAGCUACAGAUCCUCUUGUUCUUAAUGUUCUUGAUCAUCUACAUAGUCAUUGUAGUGGGGAACAUCAGCAUGAUAACUGUCACUAAGAUGGACUCCAGACUGCAAACACCUAUGUAUUUCUUCCUUAGAAACUUGUCCUAUUUAGAUCUCUGCUAUUCCACAGUCAUUGCUCCAAAAAUGUUAGCUAAUUUCUUGAGCACUGAAAAGAAAAUUUUAUACAAUGACUGUUUGGUCCAAUUUUUCUUCUUUGCCUUGUGUGUUACUGUUGAAGCCUUCCUUCUCUCUGUGAUGACAUUUGAUCGGUUCUCAGCCAUUUGCUCCCCUCUCCUUUACCCUGUGCAGCUGUCACACAAAGUCUGUGUUCAGUUGGUAGCUGGGUCCUAUAUCUGUGGAUGCAUUAAUUCUGUAGUACAUACAGGUUUUACUCUCAAUUUGCGUUUCUGUGGAGAAAACAGACUGGACCACUUUUUCUGUGAUGUCUCAGCCUUGAACAAGAUCUCCUGUACUGACACGUUUGUCAAUGAGAUUGUGCUGUUUAUUCUCUCUGCUCUCAUCAUUAUUACUACCUCCACUGUCAUUCUGGUUUCUUAUGGGUAUAUCCUCUCUACUGUUCUAAAGAUUCCCUCCACCCAUGGCAGGAGAAAGACUUUCUCCACCUGUGGCUCCCAUAUAGCAGCUGUGAGUUUAUUCUAUGGAACUGUGUUCUUCAUGUAUGCCCAGCCUGGGGCCAUGUCUGCACCAGAGCAAAGCAAGAUCAUAGCUGUGUUCUACACUCUUAUAAUACCAAUGCUGAACCCUCUAAUAUACAGUCUGAGAAACAGAGAUGUGAAAGAUGCUGUGAAAAGAUUAUUAUCUGAGAAGUCAUCCUUUCGGUGA